GCGGCUGUCAUCAACUUUCCUUUCACGUCCGUACUGUGCUAUAUUCUUUAGUCUGUGAUCCAAAAUGGCGCUGAAAGCACUUGUCGGGCAAAAAAUUAUGAAUGAAGUGAUCCGCUACCGCGGACCAAAGGGGAAGGAGUCCCAGCGCAUUGACUGGAGAAUCCUCAUUGUGGAUCAACUCUCAAUGCGCAUGGUCUCCGCCUGCUGCAAGAUGCAUGACAUCUCUGCAGAGGGCAUUACAUUGGUUGAAGACAUUCACAAGAAGAGAGAGCCGCUCUGUACCAUGGAUGGCAUCUACCUCAUUACUCCACUGGAGAACUCAGUCCGUGCCUUGAUCAAUGAUUUCUCAGUAGGGAACCGCAUUAUGUACAAAGCGGCUCAUGUUUUCUUCACUGAAGUGUGUCCCGAGGAACUGUUUAAUGAACUCUGCAAGUCAUCGGCAGCAAGGAAAAUCAAAACGCUUAAGGAAAUCAACAUUGCGUUCUUACCUUACGAGAGUCAGGUAUUCUCGUUGGACUCGCCGAACACGUUCCAGCACAUGUACAACCCGAACCACGCGGCGUCCCGCAACGCGAGCAUGGAGCGCAUCGCGGAGCAGAUUGCGACGCUCUGCGCCACGCUCGGAGAAUAUCCCUCCGUCAGGUACCGCAGCGACGGCGAGCGGAACGUUGAGCUUGCUCAGCUCAUCCAGCAGAAACUUGAUGCGUACAAAGCUGACGAGCCCACCAUGGGCGAGGGACCGGAGAAGGCGCGCUCGCAGCUGCUGGUGCUCGACCGCGGCUUCGACUGCGUGUCGCCGCUGCUGCACGAGCUCACGCUGCAGGCCAUGGCCUACGACCUGCUGCCGAUCGAGAACGAUGUCUACAAGUACGAGGCAUCGCAAGGACAGAUGAAGGAGGUGCUCCUGGACGAGAACGACGAGCUGUGGGUGGAGCUGCGCCACCAGCACAUCGCCGUCGUGUCCACCUCCGUCACCAAGAACCUCAAGAAGUUCACCGAGUCCAAGCGCAUGGGUGGAGGAGACAAGCAGUCCAUGCGAGACCUGUCCCAGAUGAUAAAGAAGAUGCCGCAGUACCAGAAGGAAUUGUCAAAAUACGCGACCCAUCUCCGCCUCGCCGAAGACUGCAUGAAGGCCUACCAGGGCUACGUCGACAAGCUCUGCAAAGUUGAGCAGGAUCUGGCCAUGGGCACUGACGCGGAGGGUGAGAAGAUCAAGGACCACAUGAGGAGCAUCGUGCCAGUGCUCCUUGAUCAGUCCGUGGACAACAACAACAAAAUGCGCAUCAUCGCCCUGUACAUCAUGUCCAAGAACGGCAUAUCCGAGGAGAACCUGAACAAGCUCGUGUCGCACGCGCAGCUCGAGCAGUCCGACAAGCAGACGCUGCUCAACCUCGCCUACCUCGGGCUCAACGUGGUCGUCGAUGGCAACAGGAAAAAGCAAUACCAGGUGACGAGGAAAGAGAGGAUAACGGAACAAACAUACCAAAUGUCGCGAUGGACGCCUGUCAUGAAAGACAUCAUCGAAGACGCAAUCGAAGACAAACUUGACCAGCGCCACUUCCCGUACUUGGCGGGCCGCGCUCAGACCUCGGGCUACCAGGCGCCCACCAGCGUUCGCUACGGUCACUGGCAUAAGGACAAGGCGCAGCAAACCGUCAAGAACGUUCCGCGUCUCAUCGUCUUCGUCGUUGGAGGCGUGUGCUUCUCCGAGAUUCGCUGCGCGUACGAGGUGACCGCCGCUCUCAAGAACUGGGAGGUCAUCAUCGGCUCCUCGCACAUCCUGACUCCCGACAACUUCUUGUCCGAUCUCAACUCCCUCACCGCCUAACUUUAACUGAACGUGGCGCACAUCGUCAACGUCAACCAAUCAUCAAACUCACAGCCACUAGUCUAACUUGCCCGUCUACCCGUGUGCCGGCAGUGAAGCGUUGGCGGACGGGCUCUUCAGACAUUUUGGAUCACGGGGACGAAGUCUUUUGACAUUACUAAAUUUAUUAUUACCGUAUUGUGCGUUCGCUUAACAUAUAGUGAAAUAUUCAGCAAUAAAGUAACUAAAUGAAUUAUACAAACUGCAAUCAAGCGUACGAGAAGUCGAAAAACUAAGACAGAAACGAAAUAUUAAUCAUAAUUCCGGGCACCAGUUUUAUAUAGAUUAUUUGACGCUGUCACUUUGUGUCUUGUGUCUUCGGCUUCGUUUCUGUCAUAGACAUCAUAGUUCAUUAUGUGUUAGUAAUUGUCUAGACGGCGCUCGUGUCCGGUAGCCGUAGUAUUCCGCUAGCUAAUUGUUCAGCGGUGUGCCGCGCCCGUACCGUAGUGCAAGGCUAGAUGCACCUCCAUGUGAUACCGAACUUGAACGGCGCCGCGUAGGAGUAGACCCCCGCCGAUGCGGGCUAAUAGAUUAUUUAGCACUCGUGUAAAACUUCAGCGAAUAUUUUUAAUGUUUGUACAAAUUUCCAUAUUUUAUAUUGUUUAAUUAUUUGUUAUUUAAAUUAAGUUGUUAAAAAAACUAUCGCGUUCCCGCGCAUAUGUAAAAUAUGUUUAAGAUGAGUUACAUUUGCAAAAAUCAGAAUUAUUUAAUAUUGGUUACAUUAUAUUUGUAUUAAUUAUUCGAGUUUAAAAUACAAAACGUAACCUUUAUAUGAAUGAGAAUUGAGAAAAAAUGUGAUUACGAAAAGUAGUUGCCUCGGUAGGUUUAGCGGUGUUUUUAAUUUUGUUUAUGACAGAAGAUUUGUUAGUGUUUUAUCUACUAAAUGGUUAAGAAAAUUGGUACAUACACGUACCGCCCGUUCAAUUCCGACAAGAUACUAGAAUAUUAAUAUUACAAUAGAUAAACGAGUUUAUCAUUGUUUGGCUACAUCGUUUUCAGCUUAUUUUUAAUGUUUCAUGUAGAUUUAACGGCGAACAAAAACUAUACAAAGAUUUAAUUAAGCUAAGUAUAGCCAGUGUAAUGUGUGCUGUCAAACCGAUGACGAUGAUCUUCAUAUUUAUAAUAAAAUUAUUCAUUGAAAGAAAAAGCGUAUUGAUUACGCAUUAAAUGUCAAGAAACAAACACUUGUAUGUUGCAUAUUACGAGCAUCCAUUUGUCUGUUUCAUAUAUUGUUAUUUAGAUUUGAAGAAGUAGGGAUAUAGCUGUAAACAUUGCUUCUUCAUGAUUUAAUGCCAAAUUUAAGAAAAAAGAUCUUAUAGCGUGUUUACAUUAGGUCGUGUGUCGUAUGCGGGAAUCGACCCCGUAUAAAUACGCCCUUGCACCUGCCUUGGCCACACCGCUCGAAUUUGUAAGCAGACUGUUGCAGCGCUCCGGCAGGCGCUGGCAGCCAAUAGGGUUAAAAAUGCCAAUUGCCACAUUAGAGGCUCUUGCGCCUUGGGCUUAGGCCCAGAGCCGCAGGCGCCUUUACGGGCUAGACUUUGGUUCUGGACUCUGUACCUUAAUGCAUUUAUGGAAAGAACAUCUCGAUUUGAUCGAUCAUUCAGUUCAGAAGACCCAAAACUUGAGUAUUUUUUUCGGGUUCCUCAAAUGAAAUGUCAUUCUUAUUUGAUCGCUUUCCAGUUUUCUGCUAUUUUCAAUAGUUAUGGUGUUCCCACAGUGGCUGUAAACAAAUGGCCGCACUAUUAAUUUUUUUUCACUUAUUUAAUAAACUUAAGUAGAAACGGACCGCGAUGGUCAUUUUAUUUAAAAAACCGGAGCCCUGAAGAAUGUAACAUUUAACGUAACAGCCUGUGAGGGACCACCAUGAAUAGUAUUUUCUGUUGUUUUGAAAUGAACAAGUUGGCUCUCCGAAACGAGCUGGUAUUUUGUAACCCCAACUGGUGCCGGCCAUCGUGUUGUAUUUUAUAUAUAGGAUUUCACUAGUGAUAAUUCUUUAUAAUGGUUACUCUCUAACGAUUAAAGUUGUUAUUGUCUUGACGUCGCCUUUAUUAAUGACUUCAAAUUGUCUACAUUCCAACUUCUGAUUGUCUAGGAGUUAAUCUUUCACGCACUUGUGCUUUUUCAUUCUUCCACAGUAUAUUAUAUAGUUGAUAACUUCGACAGUUAGUUAUUUUAACAAAUAAGUAUAGAGUACUUUAAAAUACUAAAUUCCAGGCUCGAGUAUAGGAUUUGGUUAUGCUAGGGUCCCGUUCGUGUGUCGUUUGAUUGCUUUUUGCGUAGAAUUCGGGCCCAGCCUAAACUCCUCGCUGCGAGACUAACACUUUGGGCGUCAAACUUGAAACACGGAUGCCAUUCAUGCCCCGGUAAUACAACAAACGUGAUAUAAUGUUGUCAUUUUAAGCUCUGAUUUUAUAUUAUAUUCGGGUUAAGCUUAGAAGAAGAGUACAGCAAUAAUAAUAGUAUAAAAACAUGUUUAAAUAAGACAGUUAUUAGUUUUAAUAUUAUAUCACGUAAUUAGUGUAAUUGCCCGUUACAGAAUUUAUGUUCACGAGGCUGAAUGAGAGAAACAUAGUUUUCUGUGUCGAACUACACUGGAGUCAACGUGAAUGAAUCGUUGGCGCUCAAAAUGUUAAUCGUUGGAACCUAGGGUCACUUGAAUACCGUUAUUAAAUUCGACUAGUCGUAUUAUAUGUAAUUGGACGUGUUUACAUUAUCUUAAAUAUUUACCGAUGUUAAUUACUUGCUGAAACCAUCUAAGACAUAGAGCUGUAUAAUCAGGAGUAAAACCAUAAUACAUGUAAAUUUUUUCCCCAGACAAGGUUUGAACGCCUGGCUAGAUGGCCUAUACAUCAUUAGAAUACUAUGACUUUACCCUUGGCUAUACGAGUAGUAAAAUUAAGUACAACAAAAUAUAAGUAUUAUGCUACUGAAAUAACUAUGCUUAACCGAUCGUAUCGUAGUUGAGAUGUUUAACCAAAAAAACAGUUAAACUCAAAAGUAUACAAUUUAAUUAAUUUAACAUGAUAUGUUAAACAGAUUGAGUAGUACACUUACAAUCAUGGCAUUUUCUAGAUAGUAUAUCAAUAUAAAAUACUAUUUUUUCGAAAUAGAUGGGACAUUCACAUUUUAAUAUAUAACUAGACAACUUUAUAAUAGCAACAUACUUCAUUAUCAGUAUUAAAGUGUUGAAACGUUUAUUAAAUUAUAUAAUCGUCUAA
This is a messenger RNA of Cydia pomonella (codling moth), 5085 nucleotides long. RefSeq names its product protein ROP (gene Rop). Gene Ontology annotation, biological process: neurotransmitter secretion; intracellular protein transport; vesicle-mediated transport. The coding region runs from base 65 to 1828 and encodes 587 amino acids. NCBI's taxonomy places the organism in Eukaryota, Metazoa, Arthropoda, Insecta, Lepidoptera, Tortricidae. The transcript is spliced from 15 exons. Gene Ontology annotation, cellular component: secretory granule; plasma membrane. Gene Ontology annotation, molecular function: syntaxin binding. The record is from RefSeq and is a predicted model, not a curated record.